Messenger RNA from Ipomoea nil (Japanese morning glory), 736 nucleotides. Its product is annotated as putative non-specific lipid-transfer protein 14. Gene Ontology annotation, biological process: lipid transport. The coding region runs from base 92 to 508 and encodes 138 amino acids. Gene Ontology annotation, cellular component: membrane. The transcript is spliced from 2 exons. The record is from RefSeq and is a predicted model, not a curated record. Gene Ontology annotation, molecular function: lipid binding. NCBI's taxonomy places the organism in Eukaryota, Viridiplantae, Streptophyta, Magnoliopsida, Solanales, Convolvulaceae.
UUAUUAUUCCAAUUAACAGUAUAUAUAUAAUAUAUAUAUAUCCUGUAUUAUUAUAAUGUUGUAAUAAUAAUAAUAAUAAUAAUAAUAUAUAAUGAAGAUAGUGAAAUUGGAGGAGAUAGUGAGUUUGAAAUAUUGUGGUUCAGUGGCGGUGAUGAUGAUGGUGAUAUUAUUAUCAACAAGCAGGCGGAGAAUUGGGGUGGAAUCGUCGUCAGAGCAGCAAGGAGGGAUAGACUGUGCAACGGUGAAGGCACUAGUAUCAGCUUGUUCGAGCUUCGUGAUGUACGGAUCGCCGGACCCCAUCCCUGGUUCUCCUUGCUGCGUCGCCAUGCUCAGCCUCAGCAACCUCGCUGACUCCACCGACAACCGCCAGAUCGUGUGCAGAUGCGUCAUGGACCUCAUCACCACUUACAACCCCAACGCCACUUCCAUUGCCACACUCCCCGGCUUCUGCGGUGUCUCUCUUGGCUUCAUAAUUGAUCCCAACACUGACUGCGAAUAUAUUGGAUGAACAAUAUAAUCAUCUUCCUUAGCUUCUUUCAACAUGCAUGAAUUGCGGGGCUAGCUAGCUGCUGCUUAAUUGCAUGCUUUCAAGAACCACUUUGCUCGCUGUAUGCAUGUGUACCCAGGCCAGAUCGAUCCAAUACAUAUAUACAAAUUAAUUAAAUCAUCAUAUGUAUUGUACUAUUGUAUCCUUACCUAAUGAAUUAAUGCCAACAAUUAAUCAUAUGUAAGUUAA